AUGUCAAAUCUUUCAGACGCAAUAGACGGAGACUCGGGGGACUCUGGUGAAGAGAUACCAGUGACGGAAUUGGUAUAUUCCUUCGAUUGGUCAACUACUCCAUUGGGUCCAAUGAGCGAUUGGCCCGCAUGGCUAAAGUCGACUGUUGACCUCUGCCUUCACUCGGUAUUUCCUAUCGGAUUGUACAUUGGACCAGAAAAAGUUCUUAUUUACAAUCAAAUGUGGAGACCUAUUCUGAAGCGCAAGCAUCCAGCUGCAUUAGGCACGUUGGCUUCGGAGACCUGGUCUGAAAUAUAUGAUGUUUUAGAACCAUUAUUUGACGAGGUUUUCACAACGGGAAAAGGUCAAUUCAAUGAUGAUUUCCUUUUGUACAUGAAUCGAUCUGGUUACGUAGAGGAAGCAUACUUUUCCUUUACAUUAAGUCCAAUGUUUACUGAAGAUGGGAAAGUUGGAGGUAUAUUCAAUGCUGUGCAAGAAACUACACAAAGAGUUCUUAUGGCUAGGAGACUCAAAACUUUGGGUGACUUGGCUAAUGGAACACAAGGCGCCAAAUCAAUCGAAAGUGCCUGUCACUUUACCACUGAAGUAUUCCGAGAAAACGACAUGGAUAUUCCAUACGCUAUAAUAUAUCUCGUCGAAAAUGAAAAAGUGGGUUCUGAAUUUAAACCAAAAAAUGCGCGUCUCGAAGCUACAACUUUUGAUAGUGAACUAGCAGUUAUCAAAGGAGCUGAUGGAACCGAAGAAUAUCUGUUUGUCCAUGGGCAAUCUAGAAGAGAUCUGCCCGAAGUGUUACCAAAGACUCCAGAAUUGAUUGAUCUGACCGACGCUGAAACUUCGGAUAACAAUAUGGUUGAAAACAAUAGAGAGAUUCCUGCAUCUGAACCGUGGCCUUUGGCACUUGCUGUAUUCAAAAACGAUAACGUGACCAUUAAAUUGUCCGAUAAUUCGCUAGCUGUGCUGUGUCCAGUGAUUACCACGUCUGCUGGAAAAAGUUUCUUGACUGCUCUGAUGAUAUGUGGCAUUAGUAAACACAGAGCUCUUGACAGAGAGUACGAGGAAUUUUUGCAUCUGGUUAUCGGCCAAGUGAGUUCUAGUUUUACUCAGGGUCGAUCACGAGAAGAAGAGCGAAAGCAGGCGGAAAUGUUGGCUGACUUGAAUCGACAAAAGAUUGCAUUUUUCCAAAACAUUAGCCACGAAUUGCGCAGUCCAUUGACGCUUAUGCUUUCACCGUUGGAAGAAGCGAUGGAGUUAUGUCCAAAGAAUGCUCCGAUAUUUGCUCAUCUCAAAUUAAUCCAAAAGAACAACCGAAGAUUGCUCAAACUAGUAAACACUCUUCUUCAGUUUUCUCGUAUAGAAGCAGGCCGACUUCAAGCAUGGUUCUGCUCUGUUGAUAUUUGUAGCCUGACUUUGGAAUUAGCAUCCAAUUUCGAAAGCACGAGUAAAUCAUUUGGCCUUUAUUACAAGUUUGAAAUACCUAGUGAUGAGGAACUCUCCAAGCAGUUAGAACAAAAAGUCUUUUUGGACGAGGAAAUGUACGAAAAAAUUGUAUUUAACUUGUGCUCGAAUGCAUUCAAACAUACAUGGACUGGUGGAGUAACUGUCCGAUUGUUUGUAGAGCCCAAAAACGGUAAAGAAGGCGUUAUACUAGAAGUAGCAGAUACUGGUGUGGGCAUACCCGAAGAACAUUUAGGCAAUCUAUUCCAACGCUUUUAUCGUAUCGAAUCACGACAAUCGCGCAGCCACGAAGGGACAGGCAUCGGUCUUGCUCUAGUCAAAGAAUUGGUUAUAAAACACGGUGGCGAUAUUUCGGUUACGUCCAAAGUGGACGUCGGCACUACUUUCCGUAUUUGGUUUCCUACCGGAUGGGAUCAUCUUCCGUCUUCGCAGGUUCAUUUCAAUACCGAAAAGUCCUCAGUUAAUCCAAACUAUGCGCGCGACAAACAACUUUACUCGAACGCGGAAUUGUACUUGGAGGAAUGUAUGCAAUGGAUCCAGCAUUCAAAGCCCACACAGUUUGACGAUGAGAGCGAUCCGAUGUUGGUCGAUGAUGGGUCCGCAUCACAACAAAAAACGGACGAGUUAUCGGUGUUGUAUACUGAACCCGAUUGCUUCGAGUCUGACAAUGUGAAAAAAUGUGUUCUUGUUGUUGAUGACAACACGGAUAUGAGGAACUAUUUAAAGAGUUUGAUCAAGCGACAAUUCGAUUGUAUCUGUGCUGUUGAUGGUUGUGACGCGCUCCGAGUUAUAAAAAAUUCACAACGACUGCCGGACCUGAUUCUUAGUGAUAUUAUGAUGCCCAAUAUGAACGGCUACGAAUUGCUCGCUGCAAUACGCAACAAUCCUAGGAUUCAAAUGAUUCCGGUUAUUCUAUUAUCGGCUCGAGCAGGAGAAGAAGCUAGUGUCGAAGGAUUGGAGAAGGGUGCAGAUGAUUAUUUAAUUAAACCAUUCAAUGCUCGUGAACUCUUGGCUCGCAUCCGUGCAAACAUCAAACUUUCUCAUCUUCGUCGUCAGCUUCUCGCGGAACAACGACGUCAAUCUGAAACCAAGCAACUGUUAUUUACAAUCAGUAGCAAAAUUCGUUCUGGUUUUGGAAUACAAGAAACUCUUGACACUGCCAUUGUGGAAGUAAAGAAGAUUCUGUCAUGCGAUUCUUUACUAAUUAUUGACAGCAUUGUGAUAAAUGACAAGAUAGCCUGCAAAGUAAUGUCUGCUUCAUUAAGACCGCAAGACGAUCCAUCGAAAAUUGUCGGGGGUGUGUUCCAUCAUUUUUCGUGUGACAAGUAUAUAUCCAAAUCCAAGAAAAAGAAGAAUACAUGCUCUGAUUCAACAGACGUACAGUACGACGAAUACGAAGAACUAGGUCUACUGGAAGACGAUGAAUUGCAUGAUUCUCGUGACUUGGAAGUGGAUAUCAGUUCAGACUACGAAUCGCAAGUUAUAUGUCGGCGCGUGUCUAUUAUUAGCGUAGCUAUUCGUCUAAAAUCAUCUCUUUGGGGAUGGAUAGUGGCUCACCAACGCCCAGGCUAUAUCUGGACGGAAUCGGAAAAAAUGUUUUUACAGCAGGUCUCGAAUCAAAUAAGUUUGGCUAUAAGUCAUGCCAUACUUGUCGAAGAGAAAUUAAAACGAGAGGCUCAAAUGGAGGCUGCCAAAGAGGCGAACAAAGCCAAAAAACUUCGUACACCAUUGGGUGCAAUUAUUGGCGCACUCUCUGCAUUCGAAGGAACACCUCUUCGACCUGACCAACGAGACAUGGUCGAAGUAAUGACUCGCGCUUCCGAUGUUGUCCUAUCCGUAGUCAAUGACAUCCUAGAUGCUGCCAGACUGGAAGCGCAAAAGCUUACAUUGAUAAAUCGCACUUUCGAUCUAAUCGAGCUUGUAGAGAAGAACAUUGCAAUGUUUGGCGAGCGUGCCGGUUCAAAGGAGAUGGAACUAAUAUUUCUAUACGAACCAAGAGAAUCUCCUAAAUAUGUAAAAACCGACCCAGAGAGGCUACAACAAGUGAUAAUGAAUCUAUUAUCCAAUGCUAUUAAAUACACUGAAAAAGGCAAAGUUGAAGUACGGCUGUCAAUAAGAGACCGUUGUAGCGCUGUUGCUGGGGAGAAUCGUGAUAAUAGCACUGACAGUAACGAUAAUAACAACACUGGCCAUCUGCUUAUAGAAAUAAUAGAUACCGGUAUAGGUAUUGAUCCGAAGGAAGCGCAGCACAUAUGGAAGAGCUAUGCACGAGGAGACGCUUCAAUGACUCGUCGUAGGGAUGGCGCAGGUCUAGGCCUCUCGAUAAGUAAAAGUCUGGUUGACCUGAAUGGUGGUACCCUCGGUGUUGACAGCGAGCUUAACAAAGGAAGUAGAUUCUGGUUCACCUGGAACUUUGAGCAUUUGUCUCUGCCAACAAUACCAAAGUUAAAAACACUACCUUGCAGCUCACAUGAUCAGCAGAACUGGCAGGGAACCGAAGAAUCUUUGACGAAGCGUGUUCUUAUUAUUGAUCCUUUUGAAGCAACAAGAACUGCCUUUACGACCAUGAUAAGCGAUAGCGUCGGGAAAGUAUACGAGUACGCCGACUACCAAACUGCGAUCGAAGCAGUCAGAGAGUAUGGAAAGAACAAUAGUGGGCCUAUGUGUAAUUUUGCAUUUUUCAGUGUGGGAGAGAAGAAUGCUAAGAUGGUUGAGGAUACUGCCAAGGAGCUGAAGCGGCUCUGUGGAGAAGAUCGAUUGUCAAUUAUAUUACUGAUAUUCUGGUCAUCUAGUGGACGCACUAUUGGGAAGAAACUGAUUGAGAAUUUAGGAAAAAACGUCGCGGCCAUUUGUAAACCUAUAAUGCAAAAACGUAUACUAGACUGCAUUUCUCAUUUUGACUUGUACGUGACCAGGCCAUCGGAUGAGAAUGCUACAGGAAUCGAAGAGGAUAAUUCAGCAAUGUAUAGCAUAUUCUACAAUCAUAAUCGACCCACAGCUGCAUAUAAUUUAUCGAAUUUGAGAGAUUCAGAUGAACCAACUGUAAUUCGAGGUGUUGCAGGUAAUGAAAGAGAACGCAAACCCGAGACCACUCACCGCCCAACAAAGAGAUCAGCUACCAGUGAAUGGAAGGAUCAAACCGAUGCUGAAGAACCGGAGAGCAAGUCAAGGAAUAGAGUUGUGAAUGCAUCCAAAUGUGUACUCUGUGUGGAGGAUAAUGCCGUUAAUCUUAAGGUUAUUAAAGCUCAAUUGAGUAAGCUGGGAUAUCAACAUUUGUCAGCAGUAAACGGUAAGGAAGCUGUCGAAGUAGUGAAGAAGCAAUAUGAGCAGAACCUGUUUGCUUCUUCAUCCGGUAGUUCGGAACCCGAGAAAAUAUCAUUAAUUUUGAUGGACUGUGCAAUGCCUAUAAUGUCAGGGUUCGAAGCAUCGCAAGCAAUAAGAGCGAUGGGUCCGGAACUUCAAAAUCUUCCAAUCAUCGCGUUGACUGCAUCUGCGAUAGCAGGGACUAAGGAGCAAUGCUUAGAAGCAGGCAUGAGUGACUAUCUAACUAAGCCACUCAAGCUGCAGACAUUGAAGGGGAAGUUACUUGAAUGGUUGGGCGAGAAUUAA
Molecule: messenger RNA, 5064 nt
Organism: Paraglomus brasilianum
Lineage: Eukaryota; Fungi; Glomeromycota; Glomeromycetes; Paraglomerales; Paraglomeraceae
Source: the annotation of a GenBank genome assembly